CUAGAAACAGUGCCAGGAUUCCUGAGAUGCUCUGCCCAAAGGGAGGAAGCAGGAUUUCUAGAGUCCUCUCCUCCCUGGAGCUGUGGGAGAGUGGGUUUGGGGCCAGAGUAGGGGGGGAUGAUAGCAGGCUCAUUCAUUUAGGCUGAGCCCAGAAACUUUUCUAUGGCCCCAGUUAUUCCAAUUUACACACUAUCUUCUUCCCCCAUGCUUUUGGGCAAGGGGUCACCUUGGAGGGCAACCGCAAAGCAGGAGGGGCCUCUGGCCUCCUGCAGCUCUAGCGGCACCAAGGCCAAAAAGCCCUUUCCAAUGCGACGUGGGAGCUCUGGGAGGCAGCCUUGCGCACGACUGGGUCUCCUGGCUGCGCAGCUAGAGCCCGGAGCCUAACCCUGCCGGGAGCUGGGAGGGACCGCCUGCGCCCAGGAACCCCUCGACUGCUCUCGCGGCAGUUGGGAGCUGAUGUCACCAUCGCCCCAAGCACCACGGGCGGGAGCGUGCUUGCGAGUCCCCGGAACCAGCGCGUUGCCUGCGUUGGUGCCACAAGCGCAAUGGACAGGGCUAGGGAAGGAUCCGACACAGAGUUGCAGAGAAAGCUAGACCAUGAGAUCCGGAUGAGGGAAGGGGCCUGCAAGCUGCUGGCGGCCUGCUCCCAGCGAGAACAAGCUUUGGAGGCCACCAAGAGCCUGUUGGUGUGCAACAGUCGCAUCCUCAGCUACAUGGGUGAGCUGCAGCGGCGUAAGGAGGCGCAGGUGCUGGGCAAGACAGGCCGGAGGCCUUCUGACAGCGGGCCGCCUGCUGAGCGCUCCCCCUGCCGUGGCCGGGUCUGCAUCUCUGACCUCCGGAUUCCACUCAUGUGGAAGGACACAGAAUAUUUCAAGAACAAAGGUGACCUGCACCGCUGGGCUGUGUUCCUGCUGCUGCAGCUAGGGGAACACAUUCAGGACACAGAGAUGAUCCUGGUGGACAGGACCCUCACAGACAUCUCCUUUCAGAGCAACGUGCUCUUCACCGAGGCAGGGCCAGACUUUGAACUGCGACUGGAGCUGUAUGGGGCCAGCGUGGAAGAGGAGGGGGCCCUGGCUGGAGCCCCCAAGAGGCUUGCCACCAAACUCAGCAGCUCCCUAGGCCGCUCCUCAGGGAGGCGUGUCCGGGCAUCGCUGGAGAGUGCUGGGGGUUCGGGGAGCAGUCCCAUUUUGCUUCCGACCCCAGCUGUGGGGGGUCCUCGUUAUCACCUCCUGGCUCACACCAUGCUCACCCUGGCAGCAGUGCAAGAUGGGUUCCGCACACACGACCUCACCCUCACCAGCCAUGAGGAGAACCCCGCCUGGCUUCCCCUUUAUGGUAGCGUGUGUUGCCGCCUGGUGGCUCAGCCUCUUUGUAUGACUCAGCCUACCGCAAGUGGUACCCUCAGGGUGCAGCAAGCUGGGGAGCUGCAGGACUGGGCACGAGUGCAUGGAGUCCUGAAAGGCACAAACCUCUUCUGUUACCGGCAACCUGAAGACGCAGACGCUGGGGAAGAACCGUUGUUUACUAUCGCCAUCAACAAGGAGACUCGAGUCCGGGCAGGGGAGCUGGACCACGCUGCGGGCCGGCCCUUCACCCUGAGCAUCAGUAACCGGUAUGGGGAGGACGAGGUGACACACACCCUUCAGACAGAGAGUCGAGGAGCCCUGCACAGCUGGAUGGAGGCUCUGUGGCAGCUUUUCUUUGACAUGAGCCAAUGGAAGCAGUGCUGUGAUGAAAUCAUGAAAAUUGAAACCCCUGCUCCCCGGAAACCACCCCAAGUACUGGCCAAGCAGGGGUCCUUGUACCAUGAGAUGGCUAUUGAGCCGCUGGAUGACAUCGCAGCGGUGACAGACAUCCUGGCCCAGCGGGAGGGCACAAGGCUGGAGACACCCCCACCCUGGCUAGCAAUGUUUACAGAACAGCCUGCCCUGCCUACCCCCUGCUCACCUGCCUCAGUGGCCCCAGCCCCAGCUCGGACCCACCCCAUGCCCUGGGGGCGACCCCGAACAUUCUCCCUGGAUGCUGUCCCCCCAGACCACUCCCCUGGGGCUUCCCGCUCGGUUGCCCCUCUCCCCCAGCAGCCAUCCCCACGGUCCAGAGGCCUCUUCAGCAAAGGCCCGUCCCGCACUUGGCUCCAGUCACCAGUGUGAGAGAGAAAGGUGCUGGCAACAGGAUCUGGCCAGAGGAAGAGAAGACCCAUGUGCAGUCGGGCUCUGGAUGCGGUGCUGUCAGUAGAAGGUUGGCCAGCUUGGCCUCACCU
This is a messenger RNA of Neofelis nebulosa (Clouded leopard), 2263 nucleotides long. RefSeq names its product rhotekin (gene RTKN). The transcript is spliced from 12 exons. Lineage: Eukaryota; Metazoa; Chordata; Mammalia; Carnivora; Felidae. Gene Ontology annotation, cellular component: actomyosin contractile ring. Gene Ontology annotation, biological process: signal transduction; actomyosin contractile ring assembly; mitotic cytokinesis. The coding region runs from base 546 to 2153 and encodes 535 amino acids. The record is from RefSeq and is a predicted model, not a curated record.